AUGCCUCUGGCCUGGGCGCUUCUGCUGCUCUUGGGCCUGAGCGCCCGCCGAGACUGGGGCUGCCUGCAGUGUGACCACUCGGUGCAGGAGGCCCUGAAGCAGCUGCGCCUCGCCCUCAUCCCCAGCCGGUUCCAACAGGGGCAGCUGCAGGCCCGCGCUCAGGUCGUGCUGCGGGGCAUGGAAGGGCCUUUCUUCCGGGACUACGCGCUAAACGCCUUUGUGGGCAGAGUGGGGAUAGACCAUCUGGACCUAGUGGCGUCCUUUGUCAAGAAUCAAACAAGCAGCUUAAUGGCUAGUUCUCUGAGAGAUGAGCCUCUGCUGGAUGAGCUGGUGACUCUUAGGGAGAGGGUAAUCAAGGAACUCAAGAAAGUGUUAAGAUCAUAUGAAUUAAAAGCCUGCGAUCCCAAAAUUUGCCGCUUGCUGAAAGAAGAAGUCCUGGAUUGUUUACAUUGUCAGAUGAUCAGUCCCAAAUGCAUCAAAGAAAAGUACUGUUUCAUCGACGGGCAGCCCCGCAUGGACCUGCAGUAUCAUAAGAAAAAUGAAUUCCAUUGGAAUCCUGGCCUGACUGGCAGCAUCAUUUCCGUGUGUCUGGCUGUCUUGGCCUUCGGUGUCAUUGUGGCUUCGGCUAUUACAUACAGGCGAAACCGAAAACUCCUGCUUCAGUAG
Messenger RNA from Budorcas taxicolor (takin), 666 nucleotides. It is a transcript of the gene IZUMO2, whose product is annotated as IZUMO family member 2. Bases 1 to 666 code for a protein of 221 amino acids. NCBI's taxonomy places the organism in Eukaryota, Metazoa, Chordata, Mammalia, Artiodactyla, Bovidae. The transcript is spliced from 7 exons. The record is from RefSeq and is a predicted model, not a curated record.